This is a messenger RNA of Penicillium waksmanii, 621 nucleotides long. RefSeq names its product putative DRAP deaminase. The record is from RefSeq and is a predicted model, not a curated record. Bases 1 to 621 code for a protein of 206 amino acids. NCBI's taxonomy places the organism in Eukaryota, Fungi, Ascomycota, Eurotiomycetes, Eurotiales, Aspergillaceae. Gene Ontology annotation, molecular function: catalytic activity. The transcript is spliced from 2 exons.
AUGACAACCACCUCCCCGCACACCACCUACAUGCAGAAAUGCAUCUCUCUCGCCGAACAGUCCCCUCCCCGACCGACAAACUUCCGCGUGGGCGCAAUCCUCCUCUCUCGAAAAGAUGGUGACUCCACCUACUCAGACGACCGCAUUCUUUCCACGGGCUAUACCAUGGAAUUAGCCGGAAACACCCACGCCGAGCAGUGCUGCUUUGCGAACUAUGCCUCUGUCAAUAAAGUUGCAGAAGAGCAAGUGGCCGAAGUACUGCCUGUUGAGUCGGGCCGAAAGCUCGUCAUCGGAUUACCAGGACUCGGGACGGUGGCCGGGGAGGGAAUUCACAAGGUCUAUUUCGGUGUGAAGGAGCCUACGACUUUUGUUGGAGAGUCUGAGGGGUGUAAGAUGCUUUCGGCUGCGGGGAUUGAAUGGGAGCAUGUCCCUGGUUUGGAGAAGGAGAUCUUAUCGGUCGCUGUGGCUGGGCAUGAGAAUCCGGAGGAGGAGGUCAAGUCUGCUUUGGGGAAGAUGGGGACAAAUGUUGAUGAUAUUAGUGAAGAGGAGAGACAGAGACAGGCGCAAAUACCUCGCAACCCGAAAAAGAGGAUGAUGGAGAAUGAGACGAUUCUUUAUUGA